UGUUCCCAUCAGCACUGGUGAGCAGCAGCUGAGCGCUUCCCAUCAUUUCUCUGUAAAACCUGCCGGAGAAAAACUCGCUUAGCUGCAGCUGAUACCCGAGCAAUCAUGUUCUGCAGACGGGCAUGGCAGAGAGUCGGGCCGCUGGCACGGAGGUCUUUCAAGCCGACACACAGAUACGCUCCGGUGCGACACAUGGCCUUCGGUGUUCCCGGAGGCUCCACCAACAUGACGUACUUUGUUUUGUGUGGUGGCGGCCUCACUGCGGCAGUUGUUUAUGCAUACAAGACGGUCAAUGAUGAUACCGAGCGUUACGAGGAAAGACUCGCCAACAUGGGCUCCAUGGCGAAGGCUUCUUCAGCAAAGGCAGCACCAGAGGCAGCUCCACCUGCAGUUGAGCCUGCACCGGUGGAGGAGGAAGCCCCUGCUGCUGAGGUCAUUGCUGAGUCGGCCACUGCUGCUGCUGCAGAACCUGUAGGAGAGACAGCUGCUGAACCUGUUGUGGAAGCUGCAUCUGAAGAAGCAGAAGCUGCCGCCGUCUCUGAGGCGGUCGUUCCAGAGGCAGCAGCUGAGACGGCAGCUGAGUCGGCAGAGACGGAGGACGCCGCUCCACCUGUGGAGGCAGAGGUGGUUGCUGAAGCAGCUCUGGAGGCCCCAGCAGAGGAACCAGUGGCAGAAAACGCUGGUACGGCAGCAGUAGAUCCCACUCCACCUGCUGAAGCCGAGGUCGCCCCUGCUCCAGAGGUGGCUGCUUAAACCUGUGAUGGCUCGAUAGUUCACCCAGUUGGAUGUGCUCUGUCCCUCCUCCCUGCCCCAGAAAAACGGACUCAUUAACCCCAUUUUUUUGAUAAUGAGGGGAAAAAAAUGCAGUUUCAGUCGUUUUUGAAAAAUCUGUUGGGGGUUCAUCAGUCCAGUUUUCAGCUGCCCUCCUUCCCUUAGCUCUCCUAAUGCUUCACAUCCAGAAACAUCUGGAAUUAGUCUGUGUGAUUAGACCCACUGUGGAAAAUUAUGUCUGUAUAGAAAAUCUAUCACAAAAAGGAAGAAAUCCAAAUUAUAAUUUGGAUACUGUGCAGUACACGGGGUAAAUAUAAUGGACAGAACUAAGUUGGUAAUUAAUGCUUUCUGAAAAAUCUGAUUUUAAGUGCUCUUAAAACAGGACAGCCCUGUUUCUUGUUCUUUUCCAGCAGGUUUAGAUGGUAUUUUAUGUGUUCAGCCAUGUUUUCUUUCAACCUCUGAACUCACUGUGAAGAGUUACCUGAACCAGUUAGCUCUUUGUUAGCAGAAUGCAGUGCUGGUCUUGUGUUCUCAAACUAUAAAACAGUUUUUGCACAGAGAGCGACGUGGUUAAAACUUCAUUUCCUACUUUUUCUCAGUCUUCUUUUUUUAAUCUCGUGCAGUUAGAUGCUUUCUCAUAUUCAUUAUUACCACAUAUCCAUCUUAUUCUUCUACAGCUACAUCGGCCUGCACUCACUUUAUUUGCCUGGCACACAUUUCUAUUUCAUUGCCAGUUCGUUCCCUAAAAAUUCAAAGUUCUCUUUUUGUUACUGCUGUCUCUUUCCUCUUUUACUCUGAACCUUUAGUCUUUCAGGAAACACUACAGAAAAUGCAUUCAGCCUUAUGUCCGUGCAUUGAAAAUGGUCUUUGGUACAGCUGUAAUAAAGAUUUUCUUUAGUCCUCA
This is a messenger RNA of Oreochromis aureus, 1675 nucleotides long. RefSeq names its product cytochrome c1-like. Lineage: Eukaryota; Metazoa; Chordata; Actinopteri; Cichliformes; Cichlidae. The coding region runs from base 106 to 753 and encodes 215 amino acids. The record is from RefSeq and is a predicted model, not a curated record. Gene Ontology annotation, biological process: anterograde axonal transport. Gene Ontology annotation, cellular component: mitochondrion. The transcript has 4 exons.